AUGGAUUCAUAUGUCGACGCCGCCUUUCUGAGACAGGACUCUCCCUUCGAGGAGUAUCCAACGCCUGCUGCUUCUUCUGAUGCAGAGACGACAGUCGAUUCUGACCUCAAGCCUGAGCCACAAAAGAAAAAACGCAAGGCUUGGGGUCAACCAGUCCCGGAGAUAGUUCCUAUUCUCCCUCCACGAAAGAGAGCCAAGACUGCCGAAGAGAAGGAACAGCGGAAGAACGAAAGAAUUCUCCGAAACAGAAGGGCAGCCGACAAGUCCAGACAACGACAGAAAGCUGCUCAGGCGGGUCUCGAACAACAGAAUAUUGACCUGUUGGCCGAGAACGCUCAGCUGAAACAGCUUCUACAAGCACAUGGUCUCUUAGACACGUUUCAUUUUACAGCACCAUCUCCUUCAGUCGAUUUGUCAGUCAAACUAGAACCUGAAGUUCCAAACACACCAGUUUUAUCACAACCUACACCUUCAUCAAUAUCAGAACAGGACACUCCAUAUCUUGCCCCUCAACUUGAUAUGGGCCAGGUGACCUUAUCGUCCGCUACUCUUCCUGAAUCCGCCGGUUUUGGAGAAGAAGCUUCGAUUAUUGGAACCGAGUUCUUUGGUGAAUACACUUUUGACCCUAAUUCACUACCUAAUAGUUGCGAUGACAUCCUCAACUCACUCAACUUCAACGCUCUUGUCGAUCCACCGUCUCUUCCAGACUUUGGAGCAGGCAUUGGCAACGACUACCUCACAGCUGGAACAGAUUGUCCUGAACAACUUUCAGCUGCUACAUAUUUUGAUUUCGGUGCCUUCGACGCCGACACAACCAGCGAUUUUCCGAAUCAGACUUCUCAGUCGACUUCUGGCUUGCAAUCCCAGUUUAGCGCCUCUCUUGACGAUGGCCGCAGACAAGGCUUUGCAGCAGAGAUUGACUGA
Messenger RNA from Lithohypha guttulata, 924 nucleotides. It is a transcript of the gene HAC1, whose product is annotated as transcription factor that binds to CRE motif. Gene Ontology annotation, biological process: positive regulation of transcription by RNA polymerase II. Gene Ontology annotation, molecular function: DNA-binding transcription factor activity, RNA polymerase II-specific. Lineage: Eukaryota; Fungi; Ascomycota; Eurotiomycetes; Chaetothyriales; Trichomeriaceae. The record is from RefSeq and is a predicted model, not a curated record. Bases 1 to 924 code for a protein of 307 amino acids. The transcript is spliced from 2 exons.